This is a messenger RNA of Peromyscus maniculatus bairdii (prairie deer mouse), 6253 nucleotides long. NCBI's taxonomy places the organism in Eukaryota, Metazoa, Chordata, Mammalia, Rodentia, Cricetidae. The record is from RefSeq and is a predicted model, not a curated record.
AUGAUAUUAACCGUGUUCUUGAGCAACAAUGAACAGAUUUUAACAGAAGUUCCUAUAACACCAGAAACCACCUGUCGAGAUGUCGUAGAAUUCUGCAAGGAACCUGGAGAGGGCAGUUGCCACCUGGCUGAAGUGUGGAGGGGAAGUGAACGCCCCAUCCCCUAUGACCACAUGAUGUAUGAGCACCUGCAGAAGUGGGGGCCUCGCAGGGAAGAAGUGAAAUUUUUUCUUCGACAUGAGGACUCUCCAGCUGAGAGCAGUGAACAAGGUGGCCGUCAGACCCAAGAGCAGAGAACCCAGAGAAAUGUAAUAAAUGUUCCUGGAGAAAAACGCACUGAAAAUGGGGUUGGGAAUCCACGUGUUGAACUUACCCUCUCAGAACUUCAAGAUAUGGCGGCCAGGCAACAGCAGCAAAUUGAAAAUCAGCAGCAAAUGUUGGUUGCCAAGGAACAGCGUUUACACUUUUUAAAGCAACAGGAGCGCCGCCAGCAGCAGUCUAUUUCUGAAAACGAAAAGCUUCAGAAAUUGAAAGAACGAGUCGAAGCCCAGGAGAACAAGCUGAAGAAGAUUCGUGCCAUGAGAGGACAAGUUGACUACAGCAAAAUGAUGAACGGCAAUCUGUCUGCUGAGAUAGAACGGUUCAGUGCCAUGUUCCAGGAAAAGAAGCAGGAAGUUCAGACUGCAAUCUUACGAGUUGACCAGCUUAGUCAGCAACUAGAAGAUUUAAAGAAAGGAAAACUGAAUGGGUUCCAGUCGUACAGUGGCAAGUUGACAGGACCAGCAGCGGUGGAGUUAAAACGACUAUACCAAGAGCUACAGAUUCGUAACCAGCUUAACCAGGAGCAGAAUUCCAAGCUCCAGCAGCAGAAGGAGCUCUUAAACAAGCGCAACAUGGAAGUGGCCAUGAUGGACAAGCGGAUCAACGAGCUGCGUGAGCGCCUUUAUGGCAAGAAAAUCCAGCUGAACCGUGUGAAUGGCACAUCAUCACCACAGUCACCCCUGAGCACAUCUGGUCGGGUUGCUGCUGUGGGUCCUUAUAUCCAGGUUCCCAGUACUGGGGGAUUUCCUCUCCCAGGGGACCCCGUAAAGCCCCAGUCUCUCACCAUUGCCUCAAGUGCUACCCACGGAAGAUCCAAAUCUGCUAAUGAUGGAAACUGGCCAACAUUAAAGCAGAAUUCUGCUUCAGUGAAGUCAACUCAGAUGGCUGGUGGAGACUGGAAGGACUCAGGCAUGGAGGGGGCUCUGAAGCAAGGUGCCAUCUCAAGCCAGCCUUUGCCCUUGCCAGCGCUGGGAGCUACAGAAAAGCUGGGCAUCGAGAUUGGCAAAGGGCCACCUCCCAUCCCUGGUGUAGGCAAGCCACUACCCCCAAGUUAUGGGACAUACCCAAGUCCUGUGCCCCUGGGGCCAGGAUCAACAAGCUCCCUGGAGAGAAGGAAAGAAGGCAGCUUGCCCAGACCUGGUGCAGGCCCACCAAGUCGGCAGAAACCUGCCCCGCUGGCUCCAACAGGCAACGCUCCCCAGCCUGGCUCCUCGCAGCAGAUUCAGCAAAGGAUCUCAGUGCCACCAAGUCCCACAUACCCACCAGCGGGGCCACCUGCCUUUCCAACUGGAGAUGGAAAACCUGAGCUUCCCUUGACAGUGGCCAUUAGGCCUUUUCUGGCUGAUAAAGGGUCAAGGCCACAGUCUCCCAGGAAGGGACCUCAGACAGUAAAUUCAAGUUCUAUAUACUCCAUGUACCUGCAGCAAGCCACACCACCUAAGAAUUACCAGCCACCAGUGCAUGGCACCUUAAAUAAGUCAGUGAAAGCAGUAUAUGGUAAGCCUGUCCUGCCGUCAGGGUCAGCAUCUCCAUCACCCUUGCCAUUUCUUCAUGGGCCGCUGGGCCCAGGCACGACACAGCCUCAGCCUCCUUCAGAAUGUGCUGAGAAAGAGCCAGAACAGGAAGGCCCCCCUGGACCUGGAGAAGGCAGCACAGUGGAAAGCCUGCCGCGGCCACUCAGUCCCACCAAACUCACCCCCAUUGUGCACUCGCCACUUCGUUAUCAGAGUGAUGCGGACCUGGAGGCCCUCCGCAGGAAGCUGGCCAAUGCACCCCGACCCCUGAAGAAGCGCAGCUCUAUCACAGAGCCGGAGGGCCCUGGAGGCCCCAACAUCCAAAAGUUGCUGUAUCAACGCUUCAACACCCUGGCUGGUGGCAUGGAGGGUACCCCUUUCUACCAGCCCAGCCCUUCACAGGACUUUGUAGGCACCUUAGCAGAUGUGGACAAUGGAAAUACCAAUGCCAAUGGCAACUUGGAUGAGUCUCUCCCUCCCCGGCCCACAGCCCCACUUCCUGAGGAGCUUGCCCCAUCCUCAGAUGCCAACGAUAAUGAGUUACCUUCCCCUGAGCCAGAGGAGCUCAUUUGCCCCCAAACGACUCAUCAAACUGCUGAGCCUACUGAGGACAAUAACAACAAUGUGGCUACAGUACCCUCCACAGAACAAAUCCCAAGUCCUGUGGCUGAGGCUCCUUCAGAGGAGGAACAAGUCCCUCCAGCACCUCUAUCCCCUGUCAUUCAUCCUCCAGCAACAUCUGCGAGCAAACGGACCAACCUGAAAAAGCCUAACUCUGAACGAACAGGACAUGGGCUGAGAGUGCGCUUCAACCCUCUCGCGCUGCUUCUAGAUGCUUCUCUGGAAGGAGAGUUUGAUCUCGUGCAGAGGAUCAUCUACGAGGUGGAAGACCCUAGCAAACCCAAUGAUGAAGGGAUCACACCCCUGCACAAUGCUGUCUGUGCUGGCCACCAUCACAUCGUGAAGUUUCUGCUGGACUUUGGGGUCAAUGUGAAUGCUGCUGACAGCGAUGGAUGGACCCCACUGCAUUGUGCUGCCUCUUGCAACAGUGUCCACCUCUGCAAGCAGCUGGUGGAAAGUGGAGCUGCUAUCUUUGCCUCCACCAUCAGUGACAUUGAGACUGCUGCAGACAAGUGUGAAGAGAUGGAAGAGGGAUACAUCCAGUGUUCACAGUUUCUAUAUGGGGUACAAGAGAAGCUGGGAGUGAUGAACAAAGGCACUGUGUAUGCUUUGUGGGACUACGAGGCCCAGAACAGCGAUGAGCUGUCCUUCCACGAAGGGGAUGCCAUCACCAUCCUGAGGCGCAAAGAUGAAAAUGAGACUGAGUGGUGGUGGGCUCGUCUUGGGGACCGGGAGGGCUAUGUGCCCAAAAACUUGCUAGGGUUGUAUCCACGGAUCAAGCCCCGGCAGCGAACACUUGCCUGAACUCUCCCUGGAGUACCACAUUGGCUCCUGGGAACUACUGGAAAGGAUUCCAGCGGCCCUGGAGAAACUGAAGUUAGGCCAGUCUCAUGGUGCUCACUUUAGCAGACAGUAUCCACAAUGUGAAUCCCAGCUUCCCAGGGGAGGCCCUUCCAGUCUGCAGUAACUGGACAGGUAGUACUUUGGCCUUCAGAAGACUGCAUUUUUGCCAAUUACUGUAAAUCCAAAUAAAUAUCCAGCUUCCAAAACACCCACCCCUGUUGCCAGUCAGCAGUCCUAAACUAUGAACCCUGACGGUUGCCAAUGAAGACAAAGCUCUGACUGACUCGGCCCACAGGCCCCUUCUCAUGUUCGAUGUCUCCGACCUUCAGCAAAAGCAAGCUGCUACCAGAUGGCUCUGGCUACAGCCCUGCCCUCCUUGGAAAGUCUCAGAACCAUCAUCCUUUCUCACAUUCCCACUCAAGAGAACUUGAUUUCCUUUCACUACCAAAGGAGCCCAUUUAGAAACUGUUCUGUUUAGUUAACCUGAUGAGCUCAUGCUGUGGCUGGACUUACAUGCCUCAGCACACAGGGUCAUCUGAUUCCUGCAGCUUUUAGUGUCCUCUUUAGCCCCCCUGCGGCGUGAGUUCAUUCUGUUCUGAGCGCAGUUAGACACAGGAGGCUGGGCAGGGCCCAGGUCAGGAAAGCCACCAGGCAGCUGGAAUGCAGUCACUGUGGCCGCAUUCCAAGUGAGGCCAGCUCUAUCCUCGGGAGCUUGAACUCUGCAGACAGGCUUUUUCUACACUAAGAUUAUUUUUCAACUAGGCCGUUGAAAACUACUAGAACUGUGUUGGAAAUAUUUCUUCCUCAUUGAAACACAAGCCCUUAGGCUUUAUUUUUCAUGUGAGUCUUGUGCAUAACUACGUGUAAAUCCGUGUGUAGGCUCUGGGAGCAGUGCUGUAGUCAGGGUGGCGCUGAGAAGUGAUGCCCUGUGAGCAGCACAGCCUCUGCCAUCCCACCACCACCAAUGCUGUGUGACAUGCACAAUAAACUGCUGUCUCACACCUGGCUGUGAGUCUGUGUUCUGGACGCAGGACAGCUACACAAAGUGAGGCCAGAGCCUGCUGUGUGCUUUCAAAAUAAGUUUUAAUCAUACGCUUUAUAUACAAAUUACUGUACAGUCAUUUUAAUAAAGUGAAUAGUAAGUGAAAAGUAGAAAACACAAAGGUGAUGCCUCCCCCUUAGUGACAUAUAAAAGGACUGUUCAUUGCCCCAAAUUAGUGACAAAAUAAAUGGAGAGUCAUAAACAGGCUAAGGCAUUGUAAAUGGGCUACUGGAGAUAGGCAGGGUCCAAUGCUCAACCAGGGACCUGAGUGAACACCACCUAAUUUGUUUCUGUAGGAACAGGGCCAAAAAUCUCUAAUAAACCUGGUAUAGGUUAUACUAAAACUGAUUCAGUACUGUAGUGCAGCUUCUCCCAACCCUGAAAGUACCAACGAUCCACUACAAUGUCAGCUCUUGAAAGCGUUAAUCAACUGUGUACAUAUUGCACUAGAUACGCGAACACUGCUUCCACAUACUUGAUUUGCAUUUCCAAGCACACACAGAGCAGAGCCCUGAGUGCUCAGGCAGGGGCAAGCAGCUUGGACUUUGUAACCUGAUGUGCUGGGCUCAGUUCCCUUGCAGUUACUGGUCUCGUGAUUCAUAGAGGAGCUUGGUAGCCUGCAGAAUACCAGAAAGCAUGAUUGGUUCUGGGCCUGAUCAGAGAUGAGCCCAUGUGCCUUUUAGGGGAGUAACUAGGGGCAUCCCAGUUAUGUGGCAACCUUUUGGGAAAUACACACUUGUCUCUAACUCCAUGCGCUCAGCCUCCCCAGCCCUGCCCACAGUACCUUGUGCAUGGCUGCCAGCCAUGCUGCUGCCUGCCUCUUGCUGCCGUUUGCAUCCUCUCCAGCCAUCAGCCUCAGCUGUGUUGCAGCCUCUGCCCCUGGCACUGUGUACUGCAGGAACAUCCCUGUGGCUCGAGUGCUGCCCGCUGGAGGAGGGAGAUGAGGUGUCAUACGGGACCCUAAGGCCCUGUGCGCUGCUCAGGAAGCAGCCUCGUUGGAAACAUGCAGUGCUAAGUGAUACUAGCUCCUGCUUCUGCAGAGACCCCGUGUGCACAGAGAAGGGGAAAGGAACAUAAAAGACUUGUGAGCCCCAGGACCAGGAUAAACUAAAGAUAACAUAUCACUAAACUUCACAGAGUAAGUCCUGUUCUCCAACAGUCCAGAAGCUGCCAAGCCUUCUAGAUCAUGGCAUUCUCCUUCCAACCUUCAGAGAGACCACAUGCAUGCGUGUGUGUACACACACACACACAGUCUUCAGCCAGAGUAGAGCAGUGAAGUAUGGAAACGACUUUAGGAAUGGCCUGGCCAUCAGAAGAUAAGCCGAGCACAUAGUUACAUCAGUCCUGACUUGGAGGCCACAGCCGGGCAGACUUGAUGCAGGAGCAAUGCCACACUACCCUGUCAAGUGCCAUUCUUCCACAGCUCACAGGACCCCAUGGGAAUGUUGGGGGUCAGCCUGCCAAGCCACAGCUCCAUCUCUGAGCUAUGACCAGCUGCUCUGAGCUUCAUGAUUUGAAUUUAGGCUGUGCCCUAGAAACAAGCAACUUGAGACGCAGAUUAGUUCUGUCAGGCAUGGUUACUAGCCUCGUGACCAGAAAAAAAACAUUUUGAGAAAUGACCCACCUCUAAUCACACAUUAAUUCUAAAUCAAAACAGCCUGGGUCCCACUGGCCGGUGGGGUGAGUUGAACAUACAGACCAUAGCCAGGAAGAGGCCUGACUUCCUUGCCUGCAAAAGCUCUGGCUAAAAUGGCUGGGCCCACCUCAAAGGCUUUCUGAAGUAAGUUCUAAUUCAGAGGCCUAGAAACACACCGAAGGCCUCGGGCUGAGCUGCCCUACCCAAGCUGUUGCAGAACUUCCUAUCUGGGCUAUGUCUACCCUCAGCUUUUGUAAAUAAAAAUGUAUGUAAAUGUG